CGUUGGUCGGUCACCGGCGGAGCCGGAGUGCCGGGGACGGAUUACGGAUAUGACGCCAUUUUAUGUCGGUUGCUGAGUGACUGUUUAGUGUCAACAUUUUUGUCGAUUUUUUUUCCUCUGAAGAAUAUCAUUUCACCGACGGUCAUUUCAGCGUUUGGUCUUAGACAAUUUCUGUCAUCAGAAAUCGUUGUUUUUGCGACGUGUUUUUCACACGUUCGCUGGUGAUGCGUUGCUGCUGAAGUGCUAAAUUGCUUCUGCAACCACCGUAGCCGCCGUUCCCGCCUGCCGUUUGUUUGGCAAUUUUUUCCCGGUAAAAUUUAUUCACCGUAAUGGCCGCCAAUAAUUAUUUCGGUUUCACACACGGCGGCACCCAAUAUGCGUAAGUAAUAUUGUGAUACGAUUAAUUAUUUCUCGGUGGAAGUAUAAUUUAGAGACUAUCGUUGUUCCGCCGGUUGUUACACAACCGUUUUUUGAUGCGUAAUAGGCAUUAAACGUGUAGGCUAGGUUAUGAAAACCGCAUGAGGGCGAUGUCGUGUACAUUUAGGUUUUUUUUUUGUUAUUUUACGGUGUUUAAUACGUGAUUAUGUCUGAUACAUAGUUCUCUUUCUGUCGCCAUUAAUUAUUUUACCUCGUUAACAGUGAAUUAAACACGCGUUGUCUUUAAUUGUUCUUUGGAAUCCAGGUCUACUUUUACCUAUUUAAUUUGAUUUGAUUUUUGUCGCGUAAAAACAAUUACAUAGGUAGGUAUUACUAUUUAUUACGUGUUUUCUUUUUCUAAGUAUUCAGUUAAAAAUUAUAAUGCUUAACCCGGUUUUACUUUUAUUUUUGACUAUUUUUUUUUUUUUUUUUUUUUUUUUUUUUUUUUUUUGUAAACAUCUUAAAAUGAUUAGUUUUGCUUUUAUAGGGAUCAUUUUACAGGUUUUAUAUUAAUAGUGUUGUUAUGUAAAAAAAAAAAAAAAAUGUGUUACUUAUUAUAAUUGCCUUAAAAUUCAAUAUUAAACGACAUAUUUUAUGACUGUAUUUCAAUUACAAUAUUAUUCUAUUUAAUACAUUUAUUCAUUUAUAACUAAGUAGGUAUAUGUUGCCGUAAAAGUUUGAAUAUCAGUGAAAUCUAAGAUUUACUAGGAAAUAUUAGUUUGUGAACUGCUGUUGCUAAUGUCUGCAUUUUGGGCAUUUACCAAUUGAUUCCGGUAAUCUCGGAUACACAAAAUAUUUUGCAAACCCUGAAUAAUUUUUGCUGGUAGUUUGUUAUUUUUCAAAUGAGAUUUGGUGAAUCUUAGGAUAACUAUGAGUGUUAGUAAAAGUCAAAAUUUAUUUUAUUUUUGUAUUAAUAAUUGUGUGAUACUUCUACAUUUUAUAUUCUGAGCACAGUAAGGAAUGUAUUGAUUUUUAUUCUGAAAGAAAAUCUGACUGAGAUGGGGGGUACUUUAUGGAGUAAUUUUUUUGAUUCUCAGGAGUUUCUGACAAAUAAGAAAAAUUAAACUAAAUAUUUUUAAAGGAAAUAUUCAAUGCAUAUGUAAUCAUUUUACCAUAAUAUGACAUAAAUAAUAUUGAAAAAGUAACAAUAUUAACUGAACUAGGCUCAGAAUUGUUUUUGUGUUAGUAAUGGUUAAACGUUGCAUACAGAUUUACCCCUCUCCUACCGCUCAACUUCUCACCUACGCUAGUGAUGGCCCACCCACAUGCGAAGUAUGUCGUGUGUUUUUAUUUAUUUAUAAUUUGACUGUAAUAUCGUUAUGUGAUAAGAGUUCUUUUACUUAUGAACACUGUUAGGUACACACAAUUAUUUAUCACAAUUUAAGAUAUAUGGAAUAGGUUUAAUAGAUUGAUUGAUUUGAUGAAUUUUUGAUAUCUAGACUUGUUGAAAAUAUUUUAAGAGUAGUAUUCACUUUGCUAUGCAAUUCCUGAUUCAGUAGUCAAGUCUGCAUAAAAAAAAACAAAAUUAUAAUUAUCACAUAAUUUAUAAGUAAAAACAAAUUCAAUUUUUGGACAUAAUAAGUUAAUCUUAAUCUCGUUUGUAAAAAUUGGCUGAAAUUUGGACAUUUAUUGAUAGCAGAAAACUUUGGUUUCAUUUGUGUUCGAACUUUUACUGUAACAUAUCACUUUAAAAUUCAUUGAAAUAAAAGAAAAAAAAGGUAGUUAUUUGCUUUGAACUCUUAGAAGAAUCUAAAAAAUUCAUAAGUAGCUAUUAGUGUUUUAAAUUUUUCUAUUUUAUAUUAAUAGUAAUACAAUAUUAUAUAUAUGUAUUGUAGUUGUUUAAUUUUUUCAUGCAAUUUAUUAUUUUAGUACUGCCACUGGUUACCAACCUGCUCCACAAGCAGGAUAUGCUGUUCCACCAGCUACUUAUACGACUCCACGGGCUGCUGCAACUGCAUACGAUGUAGCAUCAUAUCAAACUGCUGCAGCUACACAAUCCGCUUAUGGUGUGUAAAACUAUAGAUUAUUUUUUUUUAAUUUUCAUUAAUACAAUUUAUUAUCUGUUUUUAAUCAACAUAUAUGUAUAUAACUAGAAAAAUUAUGUUAAAAUAGUGUUUAUAAAUCAUACUUUUUUUAAAAAAAAUUUAAAUUAUUGCCCAAGUUAGUUUUUAUUAUUUACUUUUAAACAACAUUGUAGUAUUUAGGGUGAACAAUUAAAUACUAAAAGUGUAUUUAUAAACAUAUCUGGGAUGCAAAAUGUCUCUAAUUAAUGAUAUUAAAUAGCAGAAAAUAGUUUAAGAAAAAAAUGUAAUAUCAAAAUAAAAUAAUCAAAGAGAAAAAUUGGUAAUCCUUAAAAAACUGUAAUAACUAGUUUUUUUUUUUAUAUUUUUUAACUAUUUGUUGUUUGCUAUUAAUAUUCACUUUGAAUUUGUUAUAUUAUUUGGUAGUUUUAAAAAUUUUGUAGUUUUUAAUUUAAGAAAACAAAUAAAUUAAAAUAAAUACAUGUUAAUGAAAAAUGUAAAAAACAACUAAAUUCUAACAUUUUCCAUCCCUGAAAUUUUAUUAGUUAUUACUUACUAUAUAUCUGAUAAGUCUAGUUUUUGUUAUUUAUAUCUGUUUUCUAUAUUUAAAUAUUGGAAUUAUUGAUUAUUAUUUUUGUUUUAGCAAAAGCAGCUUACAAUAGUGCAGCAUAUGAUACUAGGCAAAAUGCUUAUGCCCAACAAACCUAUCCAACUCAACCACAAUAUGCACCAUACCAAGUAACUAAAUUUAUUAAUAUAAAUUAUAAUGAGCUCAUUAGGUUUUAUUAUAAAUAAUUAAUAUUUAUAGUUUACAUUUAGCGGUACUAGGUAAUUUUCAUUAUAUCAAAUAAUGUUUAUUUUUGUUAAUCUGUAUGUAUCUGUAUCAUGAGUAUUGUAUUAGAAAUUUGGAUAUUUUACUUAUUUUGUGUGUGCAGUAUAUUUUCAUUACAUUAGAUUAAUAUAGAUAAUAGACAUAUGAUCGGAAACAAAUUUAAUAUUAAAAUAUUUUGAUUAACAUGAUAUUGGCUUAAAAUCAUAUAAUGCUGUAUAGUUUUGUGAUAAUUUAUUUGAAGUAAACCAAAAUGUAGACCUUUUCCAAAUUAUUAAAACUAAUUUGUGUAUGUCUUAAUUUUAAAACAAUUUAAUUUGUUCUACUUAGUCCUCUAAUUUUUUUUUUUUUAAUGCUUAAUCUAAAAAAAACUGAUAUGAUAACUUAAUCAGAAUUUUUAAGUUUUUUUUAGGGCAGCUUAACAUAGUAGUAAACUAAAGCUUUAAUCUGAUUCUUAUACUUAAUUUGUGGCUGAUAACUGAUUGUGGCUUUCAGGUAUCUUAUAAGUAGUUAAAAAUUCUAGAUUUAUGUUUCUGAGAAUGUUCUUUAGAUAUUUACUAACAAUAUCUAAGAUAGUUAAUUUUGAUAUUUUCUAUUUGGUAAUUAAAAACUUAUUCUUUAGUGUACUGUCUACCAGGUGUGUAAAUAUGAAACCGGAAUUUUUUAUUAGAAAAUACACGUUUAUUGUAUGAAUAUGAUAAAAGAAUAUUUUAUUCGAAAUAUUGAACACUGUUAACUAUACAUUUUUCCCAUCUCUCUGGCAAUUUGUGAAUGCCACUCCAAGAAAACUGUUCUUCUUUUGAUGCAAAUCAAUCAUCGAGCCAUUUUCUUACUUUUUCGUAAGAAGUGAAGCGUUGCUGAGCAAGUGCGUGUCCCAUUGAUGCAAACAAAUAAUAAUCCGAUAGAGCAAGGUCUGGUGAAUAAGCCGCAUGUGCAAUUAUUUCCCAAUUUAAUGCCUCAAUAUUUUCUUUGACCAGUUUUGUUGUGUGUGAAGGCGCAUUAUCGUGAAGCAAAAUAACUUUGUAUUGCCAUUUUUGAUAUUCUGGUCGUUAUAUAUCUAACGCCUGAUUCAAUUGAAUAAUUUGUGUUGUAGUGUUCAGUAUUAAUUGUUUCACCAGGCUUUAGAAAGCUCAUAAUAGAUCACACCCAAUCUGAUCCCACCAAACAGAGCAUUGUUUUCUUCCCAUAGCGAUGCCUUGCAGUUGAUGUUGGUUCGCCUGAAGUUACCCAUGACUUUUUUCGCUUAGAAUUUUCGAAAUAUAUCCAUUUUUCAUUCUCUGUCACAAUUUAAUGGAGAAAUGACUGUUUUGGUACCUGGCGAGCAGAAUUUCACAAGUGGUUUUUUGAUUUUCUUGCUGUCUUUUAUUGAGUUCAUGUGGAACCCAUUUUCCCAUUUUCUGGAUCUUUCCCAUGGCUUUUAAACGUAUGGAGAGCGCUUCUCUUGUCACGUUUAAUUAAUCCGCAAGUUCUUGUUGGGUUUGUCAUCCUCAUCCAGAAAUGCUUGCAAUUCGCUGUCUUCAAACUUUUUCGGUGGUUUUCUACGUUCUUCAUUUCUCACGUCAAAAUCGCCGUUUAAAAUUUUUUUAAACCACUCAAACCAUUGUGAUUUACCAAGAGCACGUUUACUGUAUGCUUUGACAUGCAUUCGAUGCGAUUUUGCAGCAGUUUUCUUUAAAUGGUAACAGAAAAUUAAUGCUGUCCGCAAAUUGUCGUGAGUGGGCACAAAACUCGACAUAUUUAACGCUAGUAAAAAAUAUUCUGUAUUGUUGUAAGUUGAAAAUAAUUGUUAGAUUUCAAAGAAAGAAAAUGGCACCAAUAAUCUAAUCUGUCUGUAAAUAAAUUGACAUAUAGAGUACUCUAACAGGCAAAUUCCGGUUUCAUAUUUACAGACCUGGUGUAAUAUUUUGAUUUGUUAAUUUUAAUGAUAAAAAGAAAAUUAUAAUUCUUAAAACAGACUUAAUCUUUUCUGAGAAGUUCAACUGUUUUAAAUAGCAUAUUAUUUAUUAUGGGUAAUGAAUAAGUUUAUAUCAAAAACAUUAAAGUUUAAAAGUCCAAAUCUAUACUUUUAAAGUUUAGUUGUUUAUUAUGGUUAAAUUUAAUGAUGAAAGAAAAUUUAAGUAUGAAAUCUAUGAUUUAUAAAACAGGCUUAAUCUUUUCUGAGAAUUGGAACUAUUUUAAUAAAGAUAAUUUUAAGUUAUUAGUUUUGGUAAAAAUUAGUCUAAUAUCUCUUAACAAUAAGGUUAGUAUUAGACAUUUAUAAAACAAUUUUGACUUCUUUUGCUAAAUAUUUUGUUAAUUUUUUAAUGAUGAAAAAAAUGUAGUAUGAAUAUUAUGAUUAAUAUUAUUGGCUUAAUCUUUUCUGAAAUCUAAUUAAUAAAUUAGACAAAAUAUCUAUUUGUUGUAUGUAUGUAUGUAUGUUAUGUAUGUAUGUAUGUAUGUAUGUAUGCAUGCAUGUAUGCAUGCAUGUAUGUUUGUGUAUAUAUUUGUAUGUACAUAGUGAUUAAAGUGGUUUUUUUGUUUAUAAUUUUAAGUAUGUUUAUUUAUUUCAAUUGUUUAGGCAGUUACAACAUAUACUACAGGAGUUGUCCCUAAAAAACAAUGCCAAGCUAAUGCAGCGGCAUAUGCAACCAGUUCUGCUAUGCAACAAAAAGUUACAUAUCCAAUUCAGUCUACAGCAGUAACCCCUAAUCAAGCUACAAAUAAAGGUUUGUAACUUUAAUUUAAUUUUUAAAUUAAAUUGAAUAGUUUACGAAUGCACAAUUGUUUUACCCCAACGAAUUAAAUUAUAUUUUAGCACCGGCAGUUCCAGGGUAUGAAGCUGUGUAUUCAAAUACAAAUUUUCCUACCCAAAAUCAAAACCAAGGACGACCUAAUAAUUCUCAAAAAAGACAGAAUUGGUUCAAAAAAAGUAGUACUGGGUUUGCUGGAGGAGCUAAAGGUGGUGGCAGGAUGGGUUUUGCUAAUCGAUCUCAAGAAAUUCAUUAUUGUGAAGUUUGUCGUAUUAGUUGUGCUGGAACUCAGGUAAUUAGUUAGAUUUUUUUUAGAAAUUUGGUUUUAUGUUAUUGCUUGUUUUUGGGAUUUUAGACCUACAAAGAACAUCUCGAAGGCCAAAAACAUAAGAAACGCGAAGCAAAUUCUAAAUUAACUACUACAAAUGUUGGUAAGCCCUCAACAAAUCCUGCCACUAAAGUGUUACAUUGUGAUCUCUGUGAUAUUUCGUGUACUGGUGCUGAUUCAUAUGCUGCACAUCUAAGGGGUUCUAAGCACCAGAAAGUAUGUAUUUGCUCUAAACAAUAUAUUUUACUUGACUAAAUAAAAUUAUUUUAAAUUUAAUUGUUUGGGUAGGUUUGUUAAUAGGUUUUUUUUUUAAAUAUACUUAUAUUAAUGUGAAUAAAGGAUUUUAUUUAAUUACUAUCUUUAAACACAAAAUAAUGAUAAUUAUACGAUGUAUUCAUGUACACUAGUUUAUAGUUAAACGUUUUAGGCCACAAUUUGUUACCCAUACAUGCUUAUUAUUUACGUAUAAAUACUAGCUCGGACUAAAAUUGGUAAAGGUACAGACCUUCACUAAUUGUGGUAUUAAAUGUGUAGAUUUUUUUUGCUUUUUAAUAUCUUGCCCUUCCCCUCAUUCCAUGAGGCAUAAUUUGAGAAAAUAGUUAAUUAAUCCAUCAUGUUUUUCAAGCUGGUUUGAAAAUUUAUAGAUCUGUGGGUUUUAUAAGCUUAAUUGUUGAUAAAGAAUAAUUUAUGUUCAUAUUUCAUAAAAAAAAAAAAUUGAUGUAUCUACUACAUUUAUAAAACAAUUGAAGUCUUACACUAUAGGCUAUAGUGCAAAUACUUAUCUAGCUUUUUCUGAAGCGUUGUCAAAUUAAAUUGUCUGAGUUACUUUUGAUUAUUUUUUAAACGAUUAGGAAAGAACACAUAAACAAACAAUUUAAUAAAUUCUGUAACUUAGAUUAAUUUCUAAAUUAUCAAUCAUUAAUAUUACAUAUUAUAUAAAUACAAUUAAUAUGUAUUUCAAUUAAAUUAUUUGUUACUGCUAAUUUUUAUUAAUGUUGCCAUAAAUAUUGUGUUUUAAUCAAAGUUGUUAUGUAUGAAUAUGUCUCGAGUAUUUUAUAUUAAAUUUUAAUCUUAAUGGUGAUACUAUUUCUUAACCCAGCUCUCUGAAAAUUAAAUGUGGAAAUAGUUAUCUGAAGGUUAUAUACAUUUAUGUUUUUGCUUUUAUUAAUUUAAAUUUGAGCAAUUUAAUAAUUUAGUGAGGUUAAUUUCUCGUAUGUAUAAUAUAUAUAUAUGCUAUUUUUUCAAUUUAUUUUUUAGUAUAAGAAAAUACAGGAUAUUACUGUUUCACUUAGAGUUAAAUACAUUUUGGGUAGAUGAUAUAUUCAAAUUGUUUGGAAUGGUCAUAAUCUACAUAUUGGAACUAGUCUCAAAUUUAAUAUUUGGUUUAAUAUUUCUAAUUUGAGUACAAUUUAAAGGUGUUUUCCAAAUAAUUUGUAGUUAUAACUUAAUGAUGAUACAAUAUUUUCUUAACCCAGCUCUCUGAAAAUUAAAUGUGGAAAUAAUUAUCUGAAGGUUAUAUACAUUUAUUUUUUCGCUAUUAUUAAUUUAAAUUUGAGCAAUUUAAUAAUUUAGUGGUUCAUUUCUUAUUUGUAUAAUAUAUAUGUAUGCAUGCUAUUUUAUAAAUUUUUUUUAUAGUAUAAGAAAAUAUAAGAUACAUAUUACUGUUUCACUAGAGUUAAAUACAUUUUGAGUAGUUGGCAUGUUUGAAUUGUUUGGAAGGUGUUUUCCAAAUAAUUUGUAGUUAUAACUUAAUGAUGAUACAAUAUUUUCUUAACCCAGCUCUCUGAAAAUUAAAUGUGGAGAUAAAUAUCUGAAGGUUAUCUGUUUUUUAUUAUUAAUAAUUUUUAUAUCGAUUGUUGGAAAGCAGCACUGCAGCAAAGUUGAUAUUUAUUUGGUAUACAUUUAUAAGUUUAUCUUUUAUCUUAUUUUUUAUUGCUAAUUUGUAUGUAUGAUACAAUAAAUUGUUAGUGUUUAAUAAAAGUGAUAUAUUUGGGUAUUUUGGAUUAUACUUUUAUCUUAAUGAUGAUACAAUAUUUCUUAACCCAGCUCUCUGAAAUAAAAUGUGGAGAUAAAUAUCUGAAAGAUAUAAAUAUUGUAUUAUAAGUAAUUUGUAAUUUAUUUAAUAUUUAUAUAAUAUUAAUUUAUAAUACAAUAAUAACUUCAAUUUUCUUAAGAAAUUCAAAUAUAUUAUGUAGUACAUUGGUUCAUACUGUGUUUAUUACAAUAAUAAAAUAUGAUUUGUUGUGUCUUAAUUAAAAAUCCUCGCAUAUUUUCUACUCUGUAGUUGGGUUAUUUUAUUGUUAUUUUUUUUUAAAUACAAACUUAACAAGGAUAGGAAAAAAGUUCAAAUAAAUUAUUUACAUAACUUAUUUUAUUUUCUAUAAAAUUAUAUGUAUUAAUUUUUAAAAUAUAUUCUUAAAAGUUUUAUAUAACUUUGAAAUUUAUUUAAUUAUAUUUGAUAUGAUUAAUUGUAAAUUAACCCUAUUCAUUUUAUAUUAAUAUUAAAUUUAAUUACAUUAUAUUAGUACAUUUUUAUAAUCUUGUUGGCUAAUGAAAUAUGAAUUUUAGGUUUAUAACUUGCAUACAAAACUUGGCAAACCAAUUCCAUCACCUAAUACUGAAACUACAGUUAUUUCAAAAGCUGCUGCACCAAAGGUGAACUUUGUUGCUGGUAUGUAUUAUAGCUAGCACAAUUGUUUCUAAUGAAUUUAUUUCAAAAUAAAAUUUUAAAUUCGAAUUUAAUAUAAAUAUUUUAUAAUCUUUUUCUGUUUUUAGCUGGAAAAUUGGGAACCGUUGUUCCAAAAACUGCUGAAUCUAAUGUUUCCUCUACUGUUGUUGCUACUGUUAAAACUGAAACCAAAGCUCUACCUCCUGCAGUAACUCCUAUUACAACUGUAGAAACAGAUGUUUUGCUUGUUGGUAUGGAAUACAUAGAAGAAAUUAAAGAUGAGACAGGUACUUAUGUUGAAAUUAUUAUUUAAUAUAUAAAUAGUUGAUUUAAAUCUGGAUAAUUUUUAAGUGUUUUAAUUUGAAUGAGUAAAAUCGCUUUAAAAAUGUUGUUUCUUAAAUUACUUUUUUUUUUAAUUUUUUUUUUAUAAGCCAAAAAACGUGGUUAUAGUUUUUCAUGCAACUUUAAUAAUUUGCAUGAUUUGAGAAGAAGUAGAUUAAUAACCUUUACUUUUUCCUUCAAUAAUUUUGGAAUUUAAUACAACAGAAACAUCCCCUGUGCUUAUUGUUAAAAAAUUAUAGAUUGUAUAAUUACCAAAUUUAAAAAAAAUAAUAUUAACAUUAAAAAUAAACAACAUACUAUCUAUUAAAUAUUUUUCAUUUAUAUAUAUAUAUUACAUAUAUUGUAUAAAUUAGGUAUAUCUUGUGACACUGUAUAUAUUUAUACAUACAUCUGUAUUAUUUUUUUAUUUUAAGUGUUUUGGUUCACAAGAAACUAAACUUAAUUAAUUAUUACAUUUUUUAUUUACUUCCGUAAAUCUAUACAGGAGAAGUUUGAGAAAACUUAUAAUGAGAAAUGAUGGCAUGGUUCAUGUUUAAUUUUAAUAUUUAUGUAUUAUAUCAAUGUUAUAGUACUUAAAAACAUAAUAAUGGUUGUACUAUGUAUUUAAAUUUAUUAAUUUCAGGAAAAAUGGUGAGUUUCAAUUGUAAACUAUGCGAGUGUAAAUUCAAUGAUCCUAAUGCUAAGGAAAUGCAUAUGAAAGGUAGAAGACAUAGACUUUCUUAUAAGAAAAAAGUUGAUCCUAGUUUAGUAGUAGAAUUAAAGCCAAGUUGGUUUGAAGCUCGUAGAAUGCAAAAGGAUAAACAACAUGAUGGUUUAAGAACAAGAGAGGACAGGUAAAUGAUUAAUUAUAUAUUUUACUGAAUUGAUAAAUCUAGUACAUUUAAUCUUAAAUAAAUAACAUUGUAUGUUAUUACAUUUUAAACAAUGAUACACAUCUCAUCUUUUUGAUAAUGCAAUAUAAACACGUUUCCAAUUUCAUGCUAUAGUCUAUCCCUGGAGAAAACGGUCCGCUUGUGCGCAUGUUUUCCCCCCUCCACAUAACUAUUUCAGCGAAGGCAGCCAAUUGUCAUUUCUUCCGUCGUCGGUUUUUGACUAUACACCGCUAAGAUAUUUUGUAGAAAUUCAAUUAUUAUUAUUAUCAGACAUCGCGUAUCGCACGUUUAUUUACCUUUGCUGUUUUAUAACCUUGAUAAUUUUUCAAAUCGUAAAUUAUCAUAUAUACAAGCACCUUCUAUAAUAAUCCAGACUUUGUUUGGAUAUUUAUUUAUUUUAUAUCUUAUUGAACACUGUAUGUAUAAGACAAAACAUAAUACACUGACUCGCCGUCAUUCAUUUUAAAAUAAUUAAAAAUCUGAGAAAAAAGUAAAAAUUACCAAAUGGUCCAAAAAGUAAACGCUGUAAAAAUGACGUGUGCGUACACCACGGCAAUAGCGAUAAACAGUGGACUAUCAACAGUCAACAGUGCAUUAUUUGAAACGCAGUGUACAAAACCUGCACCACUUCUGCGGUCGCCGUUGCUGCGCUGUCGAUAGAUCUGGGAGGGAAUGCGCAGUAGCGCUUCGAUUUGGUCGGAGAGUGGACCGUUCUCUCCAGGGACAGACUAUAGUUAUACUAUGCAUGUGCACAUGGUUGUUGCCGAAACAAGCUCUAAGAGUAGGUGAUUGCAGCCAUCUGCACCAGGACACCCUUUUAGUAACUAUUGUGGGGUAAUUUGAAACUAGUUAUAUUGAAUUUUUUGUCUUUCGUGUUAUUACAAUAUGAAGUUCGAUUAAAUUUAGGUUUAAAAUAUGUAUUAUAUAUACUAUGAUGAGCUAUUUAGAUGACGAGUCUGAAAUGAUAUUUUGAACCAGAUGAAAUAUGUUUUUUAUUUCUUAUGGACAAAAUUUCUUUGUAAUGAUGUCAUAUUGGUACUGAUUUUUUUAAGCAUAUUAAAUUUAAAUAACUAGUCAGAGUAUUAGAUAUUGAGUUAUAGCGCCUCAAGGUGAUUAAUUUAAUAAAUGGGUACACUCAUUAUCUCUAGAAUUUGUUUUCUAGAACAUGUAAGAACAAGCUGUUCUACAAUUUUAUAUUUUUGUUAUUUUUUGUCAUCUUUAUUUUUGGGGGUAAAAUUACCUACUAUGAUUUUUAAAUGGCAACCCAUGUUAAAAAUUAAAUUAAUAAAUGGGAUUCAGAGUAUUAGUUAAUAUAAAUUUUGGUGUAGAAAUUUGUGAUUUUUGUCAAUCAGUUGAUGAGAUAUUCCACUUUUAAUUUUGGGUUGGUGGGAGUAGUCGAGUAUCAUUUGUGUGGGGGUUAGGCGAGCAGAUGUUAGAUAUUGCACCUUUAUUCUUCCUCGGUCCAAAUUUUAAAGUGGAAUAUCUCGUUCGAUUGAUGGAAAUCAUAAAUUUUAGCACCAACAUUUAUUUUAAAUAAUGUUCCAUCUACUAUUUAUGAAAUUUUUUAAUGCAGGUUGCCAAUGGAAAAUCAAAAGUAUGUAGUGGUUUAAUUACAUUGAUUUUAUUAUAACAUUAGUUUAAUUUAUAGUAAAUACAUAUAUCUUUUUUUUUAAUAUGAUGAUUUUAAUUAGAUGACGAGUCUGAAAAUAAUUUUGAACCCAGAAAUACAUGUUUUUUGUUUUUCAUGGACAAAAUUUGUUUAUUUGAUGUCAUUAUUAUACUGAUAUAAACAUAUAUUGUUAAAUAGCCAAAGUUAGUUGUGUUUGAAUUCAGAAUGUAAUUAUUAUUUUUAGAUCCAAUUUUUGGGCUGAUCGUUUUAUGGACAUGGAAGAUAGAUAUUCAUGGGAAGAUCGUAGACGUUACCAAGAAGAGGUAGAGUAUUACGAUUGGUGUAGGUCAAUGGGCCCAAGAAAUAUGACAAUGGGACCUCCGCCUCUCUUUGGUCCUCCAGCCAUAAUAAGUGCUCGGGCACCUCCUCCUCAUUUGGUGUGUAACGUAUUGUAAUAGAAAAUACAAAAAAUACCUUGCGUUAUUAUAAUCUUAUGUUACUAUAGAUGAAGUUUGGAAUUGGUAUGAGGCCUCAAAUGCAUAAUUCUAUGCGUCGUUAUGACACUGUGGAUGAUAAACAUAUAAUGGCUAAACAUUCUAGUUUGUUUCCUAAACAGAAUUCACUUAAAACAUUACAAAAAGCUAUUUCAGAUACAGAAAAAGCAUUGAAACUUGCCGCUGAAGAAUUAGUGAAAACCGGUGAGUUUUUAUAUGGUUUAAGGUUAUUUAAAAAAAAGCUGUUAAAUUUUAUUGAUAGGAGAUCAUAACCUGUAUGUGUUGUCUCUGUUUGACAAUGUGCCAUUUUCGUUCAGUUUGGAUAACAGUACUGUUUUAAUGUUUGUGUUAAUUGACCUGUUAUCAAAUUAAGAAUAAAAUCAUCUUUAUAGUUUUCAUUUUUUUUUCUUGUAAUUUUCACUUUAUGUAUGAAGCAUUUUCAAAUGAUAUUUCACAUGCUUAUAUUUUGCUUAAAAAUAAAAAUAACAGAAAAAUUAUAACGCUAUACAAAGAAUGUUUUUUUAUUUUAAGUUAGGUAAUAAAUAAAUUCAUAUUCCACAAUAUUAUUAAAUCUAACAGCGUACAGAUUUCCCUGCUGAACAAAAAUUUGCUGAAAGGUGAACUGGUGUUCCUAUUGCUUCCUCUUAUUUGUAAUGUAUAGUUUUGUAAUAAAUUUAGCAGCGAUUUAAUAAUUUUGUUUUUAUAACAUUUUUUAUUUUACUAAUUACCACUUAGAUAAUAUAAAAUGUUGAUAUAAUUUUUAUUGGCCAACAAUGAUACCUGCUGUUUUAUAUUAACUAACGUUUGACUACUUCUGUUUAUCAAAUCCACAGUAGUUUAAUAUACAACAGCUAAGUUAAAUAUUUGAUAAAGUAUUUCAAACCGUUUUUUCAUUUAAUGAUACCUUUAAAUAGUAGAUUUACAAUUAGGUUGGCUCUAUUUGUCAAUAUUCUGGCUGUUGGAUGUUUUUGCUGAGGUGGUAGAAGAAAUAUGUGAAAUUUGACAUCUACAAAGAAGGACCUAACUCAAUUUUUUAAUUUGAUUAUCUGAUUUUUUCUUAAAUUCUCGAAAAAAAACAUUAUCUCAACUUGGCUAAAGACGUUAUAAUUCAAAUAUAAAAUGCCAAUAUUUUGUUUACUAGCGAACAAGGGCUUAUCUUUUAUUAUGUCUAUUUUUAAGUAUAAAUUAUCUGUGGAAAUGGUCAUUACUCUAGGCAAAAAUGAUAUUAAUAUAAACACGAUAAAAAGACUUAACUUGAGUUGUCUUUUAGAUUCCAAAAUAAUAGAACGUAACUCAAAGUUUGAUAAAUAAAAAAGAAGAUAAAUAGAAAAAACUAAAAUUUUUACCAAAAAAAAAAAAUUGUAAAACAAUCGGAAUAAGAAUUUAAUUUUGAAAACUUAUAAGCUACACUGUUGAAUUGUUGUCAGAAUUGAGUUAAAUCUUUCUUCAUAGUGGGUGUUGAAUUGUAAUAACCAUGCUAAAUUAUAUAAUAAAAUAAUGUUUCUAUAGUUACAGAUGUAGUGGUUCCAAUCCCAGAAUUACCAGUAACUGAAUCUACAGAAGCAAAAAAAGAUCAAGCAAAAAAGACAACUGCAGCUAAAGAAGAUGGACGUGAUGGAUCAAUGUGAGAUAAUAGUUUUAUUUUAACUUUAAAUAUUUACAAUUAUUAUUGGUUUAGGUUUACUUUUACAACUGAAAAGGAUGAUACCAAAAUUAUUAAAAAGAUGACUGGUUCAAUGCGUGUUGGAGCACUUUCUAAGGGAUUAUUAUUAGUUAAUGAAAAUGAGGUUGAUUUGGUUAUUAUAUGCUCUGUACCACCAUCUGUAGCAUUGUUAAACUCAUUAGUUACAAUUCUGCCAGACAAGUUAAAGGUAAAUAUAAAAUAAUAUUACAUUUUGUAUAAUAUUACAAUUUGUUUUAAUUGUAGAUAGUUGCUAAAGAUGACACAUAUGUAGUGAAUAAAUAUGAAGCAGAUGCAAAACUGACUGUUGAGACCAUUUUAGAAGAAGAAAAAUUUGUAGUUAAUGUAACUCUUACCUCACCAUCAAUUAGAGAGGCCAUUUUGAGUGCAGCUGAAGGAGGUAAAAUGAAUUGACUUAUAUCUUUUUGUAGGAAAAAAUUUAAUUUAAAAUUUCAUAAAUCACAGUCAUACUUAACAAAAAUUGAGUACUACUAAUAUGGCCAGCUAUUUAGGGACAGGAAGUAUAAAAAAUAUUGGGUUUUGAUCAAGGGUUUACCUAAAUUUUAAUUAAUUUUUAAUGAGAAGGGUUUUUGACCAUGUGGUUAUAAUGAGUAUUUUUGUUAAAAUUUGUAUAGAUUAAGUUUACAUACCUACAUUAAUUCCUAGAAGCUAAUCGAUAUGUUGAUCAAUAUUGUACUUUAAAAUACGGUAUGUAUUUCAAAUUUAAUAGUUUUAUGUUCAAGGUGUUGCAUUAGAGACAAAUAAUACAUAAUAAACAUUUAAUAAAACAAACAAUUUAGAAUAUAUUUUUUCACGUUCAUUUCUAUUUAUUAUCUCAUCCUUCAUUUAUAUAAAUUGUUAUAUAUGAAACUUGACAAAAACAAGUAAUUUUAAUAUGGCAAAUAAUUGUGUAAUUGGUUAUAAGCAAUAAUAUAAUUAUAUUUUUUUCCUAUGCAAUUUUGCUGUACACUUCACCUUUUGAUAAUAGAUUCAAUUUUAUAAUAAUAGCUGUUAUAUUGGAUUGUGUCAUUGUUAGCAAUGGACGUGAUAAACUAUAUUUUACGCAUUAUUGAUACAAUGUUUAGUAAAUUUAUUUAAUUUCAAAUAUACUUAAAUAAAUUUACCAAAUAUUGUUGUAUAUUUGAAAUUCGAUAAACACCCAACUUAUAUUAUUUUAAGUGUUUAUUUAAAAGUUAUGUCCAAAUUGUGUUAAAGAAAUAUUUUAAAAGAAAGUAGGAAAAAGUUAAAAUAAGUUGGGUUUUAAUUUUAGUAACUAAUUUUGGAUUGUUAUAUUAAUAGUAGUAUUAUUUUUAUUACAAAAUGAAAUACAGACAUUAAAACCUUAUUAUAAAAGUACACAUUUUAUUUUAAUGAAAUUUUAAAUGUAAUAAUAUGUAACUAAAAAUAUCUUGUCUGUCAGGAAUAUAUUUCCAUAUCUAUUUCCAGCUUCCUUGAUCUUCAAAAAUAAAAAUUCUCAGUUAAAUAUUUAAUUAUUCUCAGCUCACAUCACCUAAUAAAGCCAUGGGGAAGAAGUCCAAUUAGUUACUUUUACUAGAUAGCAUCUCUUAUCUUUCCUUUUAUAUGAUUGUAUUUAGUGGAACUUAGAGUUAGAGGUUUUUUGAUCAUAGGAUCAGACUAUUUUAUUAUAACGAGUAAAAAAGUGACAUUUCUAAAAUACUGGUGUAUUCAAUUAAAAAAUCUAAAAGUGAAAACGAACGAGACUUGAAUCAAGUUGAGAGUAUAUAACUACUCUUACCUAAGGUCUUAUCAAAAUGAAGUUUCUUAUUUUUGUUUUUAGUACUUCAAAGAUAUAGUAAGCAUAUACAUCCAAUGCUCUUUGGUAUUCAGUUCUUUUGUUAUUUACAUUUUCUAUUGCAAUCAUUACUAUUUUUUUAUUUUAAAUAAAAGUAUUAAGAAUUAAGAAUGUAUUAAGAACUUAGCUGAUAAGGUUUUGGAUUUUUUCACAUUUUUUUCAUAUGUAUACAAUUUUAUUGGGUAUUAACUAUCGAGGUUAACCUGAUUGGGUAUUUAUAAUUUUAUUAUUCUUAUAGAAUUAUAAGUAUCCUUCCAAUUUUGCAGUCAAAGGUAGUUUGACAAAAAAAUACCUAUCUUGACAGUUGGUUAAAUACUAUUUAAAAUUAAGUUCAAUUUUCAAAUAAUCGGAAAAACAUGUUAGAUUUAAAAAAUUUAUUAAUAUUUAAUUAUGUUAAUGGUCAAACACUCUUGGGAAAUAACAUACUGAGCACAUUUUUUUGUUUGGGGUUUUUAUUGUAGAAAGCCAACAGACGGAACCAGUGGCCAUUGUGCCUGGCGAACAUGUUUUGGACAAGACAAAAUGUUUGGAAGCAUUGGCUGCCAUCAGGCAUGCCAAAUGGUUUCAGGUUUGCCUAUUUAUUUAUUACUUUCCAGCUUAGCGAAUUUUGUCAUAUUUGCCAUAAGCAAAUAUGACUUUUUAAAAUUAAAUUAAACUAAAGAUUUUUUUUUUAAAUUAUAUUUUUUGUAGAUAAUAGUAUUUAUGUUGUAUGUUUUACUACAUAUAUUUAUGUAUAUAUUAUAUAUUGAUUGUUUAUACUUGAAAAGUUCACAAAUGUAUAAUCGUGUGCUUUGCGGGGCACCUAUUUUAUCACUGAUAGUUAACAGGGCGGUGUCCCUACAAUACACGAGUGUACAAAUGAGAUGGAUGUGUGCGUUUGUAUGUGUAUGUAUUUGAAUGAAAUGUUACACGUAAAGAAUUGAAAGGGACCAAUAAAUUUUAUUUUGGUGGAAUGAGUUGCAUGAACAUAUUGCUUAAUUUAAUCUCCUUGUCAUCCCUUCUUUUUUUUUUCAUUUUCCAUUUAAUUCCUAUUUUCUCUAAAAUGUAUCCAAAGCAUUAUGCUCUGAUAGUUUAUAUUUUAUUGGUAGUGUUGAGGUUCAAAGUAAGCACACAUCCUUGGUAAUUUGGUAUAAACUGUUAUUUUUUUGAAUUUGGAAUGAAAUUUAUUAAUAACCAAAUGUGUAAGGCUGGAAAGUACAAAAAAUAUGCAUAUGCUGACGAUACAUGUGUGUUAGAAAAUUCCCAAUUCGAUUCCAUUUUAAAAAUGAGAUCAAUUUAAAUUUAUUAUAAUAAAUAUUUUAAAAUCAAAUAUUAAUAUAUGGGAUGAGCCAACAUACAAGCAAUUUGAGGACAUUGAACUUAAAAAGUUUUUUUUUUGUUUAUUUAAAUAAAUUAAUAAAUUAAGUUUUUUUUUAAAUUUUUGAUUUGUGAAAAUGGCUCAUUUCAAUUUUUAAAGGAUAUUUAUCCAAUUAAAUUUAUGUAUUUUUAUAAUUUUUAGGUUAGAUUAGCUGUAAUUUCUAAUGGUCCAUUAAUCAUUCGUAUUCUUAAAGAUUUCAUUAUGAGAGAACCUAAAUGGCACCCUUUUACUCCAUGGGUAAGAGAUAAUGUUACAAUUUUCAUUUUAUUUAUUUAUCAUAUACCUAUAAUUUUGUUAAAUUUUUUUUUAGAUGUUGGAAUUAUUUGUGGAACGCGUUUUAACAAGUGCUUUCCCACCUAAUUCACCUAAUGCUGCUGCAGGUUUGAGUCCUGCUGAAUCGUUAAGGCGCUUUUUUGAAGCCAUUGCUAGUGGUGCCUUAUUACCAGGUGCCACUGGUAUUCAUUUAAUUGAUCCAUGUGAAAAAGAUCCUGUGGAUGCUUUGGCUUCCCUUACAUUACAACAACGAGAGGAUAUUACAUUGUCUGCUCAGGUAAUUAUUUCUAUAGUAAAAUUAAAUCAAUGAUAUGAUGAUAAUGAUUAAACCUAGCUCACUCUGAUUGACUUUAGUCAUUCUGAUGUUUAUUAAUAUUACUAUCUGAUUUUGAAUGAUAAAUUAAGACAAUAAUAUUGAAUUUAAUUAAUUUGGAUAAACCUGAUGAUAUACUUAACCUAGCUCACUCUGAUUGACUUAGUCAUUCUGAUGUAGAAUUAAAUUUAUCUGACUCAUCAUGAAAAAUUUAUACAAAAUAUAUUUGAUUAAAUAGCGAUUUUUCAAAAAUGGUUGAUGAAAUCAUUUUAACUGUUAUUCAAUAAUGGUUUUGGAUAUUGUUUUUUUUUUCUUAAAGUCAUUACUUCAGUUAUUAUUAUUUAUUUAUUUAGUUAUUUAUUAUAUCCUUUUGCAAUGAUAACUCAAUUGUAUACAUUUUUUUUUUAAAUUAAAAAUUUUAAAUUUUAAUAUCUGAUAAACUAAUAACUAUGUAUUUAUUUUUUUUUUUAUACACAUUUCUUACCCUAUAAAUACAUUUUUGCUAUGAUGAAUGUCUUAUUUUAUUAAACCUAGCUCACUCUGAUAUUUAAUUUGAUGCUUCAUGACAUAUCUGAGCUUAAAUAUUUUGUAACUGAUCAAAUUAUUUUUGUAAAUAUAUUAAGGUUAUAAGUCCUCUUUUAACUAUAACUAUUAUAAUCUGGUUCAUAAAAAGUGAGCGAUAGCAAAGGCAUAUCCAGUGCAAGUUUACCCAAUAGUUGCCAUCAUAACAUAUAUAAAUUUGAUUACUGUAAAUUAAAUAAAAAUAUUAUUUGCAUGACACUCAUUAGGGCAUUCGACAAAGUGGUAGAAAAUAAUUCCACAACACUGAAAAUAUUUAAUUUUAAUUUUGCCAUAAGUUAACUUUAUUAAAAUAAAUAUUGUAUAAUUAUCACUUAUCAUUGGUCAGCCCAUGAUAAACAUUUUUGUUUUUAAUAUUAGAUUAAAUAUAAUUUGUAUUUUAUUUUUUUUUUAUGACUGAUCACUACAUAGUUGCUUAUCUGUUUUAAUCAUAAGUUUUAUUUUAGUGAAAUUUUGGUUUUACAGUUUUUUUGAAAAUAAUGUUUUUAUCGUGUCUUAUUAUUUUAUUUUUUAAGCAACACUACACUAUUUUACAAAUUUUCCUAGUACAUUUUUUAUGUCAAUUUAAUAUUUGAAAUUGGUAUUUUUAAUUAUUUUAAAAUUGAUUUAUCUAUAGAUUAUAUUGAACCCAUAUUUUUUGAUUGAUUUCAUAAAUUUUAAAAGUGUCUAGGUUAUAAUAUGUUAAUAAGAAAUUUUGUUUUGUACAAAUUUUAUGUUUGUUAAUAUAUAAAAUAAUUAAAUUAAAUAUUGAUGACAAUUUUAUAGAAUGCAUUGCGUUUGUUAACCUUCAGACAAGUGAAUAAAGUAUUGGGUAUGGAAUUAUUGGCUAUCAAACAACCACAGCGUUUUACACGCAAACGGCGUCGUGAAGGUUCUACCGGCGAAGGAAAUGAAACUGAAGAUAGUAUGUAUAAAGUUGUUAUUUGUUUUAUUACUAAUGAUGGGUUUGACUUGAAUUUUCUUAAACUGAAGAAACAUAAAUUUCUUUUAUUUUAAGUAUGAGUUCUUCAACUUUUAUUUAUAUAUAAUUAGGGAUAAUUCCUUAAACUCAAGAACAUUAUACUUUUAUUUAAUACAAAGUUCGUGAAAAUUAUAACUCUAACCUAAACAUUUUUUGUUUUUUUAGAAUUUUUUAGAAAGUUAUUAUUAUCAAUACAUUUAAUCUUUUCUUGAGAGUUUUUAAUUAUAAUUUUAGUGUAAAUAUGAUUUCAAAAUAAUUCGUUAUAAUUUAAAAAAAUUUUUACUAUGUUAUGUACUAAAUUUAAAUCUAGUGAUUAGUUAAAAAACAAAUUUACUUGGAAUACUAAUUUAGAUAAAAUAUGGAAAUCAUUUUUUUUUUUAAAUUUAUAGAUUCCAUUUUUAAUCUAAUUAUAUAUUUUAAACAAAAUUUCAAGGUUAGUGAGCUCAAGAAGUCAGAAAACUCAGUUACUGUUAUUAUUUCAUUUUUGUUAUCAAUUAUUGUUAAUUCCAUGAGUUAAAUAAUUGUUAAUUGUAAUUUUAAUCUAUAUGUACAUUAUUCUCCAUACAAACCAACUUUGUGUCGUAUAUAUAUAAAUAAUUUUCAUUGCUUCUAUUUUAAAGUUGGUGAAAAUAAGAAAAAAGAUAAAAAAGAAGACAAUAGUCAGAACAAGCCACCAAAUGAUUCUAUUGAUGCUGCUGAUGAUAUUGUGAAUGGUACAGUUGUUGCUAGUAUGGAAACUGAGAAAGUUGAUACUAAAUAGUGUAGAAAAGUGACCUAGUCUUGUACAUUAAAUAUUCUAUUUUUCAUGUUAAAGAAUUUUAAUUAAAAUUUAUUGGGAUUAUUCUUUUCUUCUCAAUAAUUUACUAUUUAACCGUUAAUUGAUCACUUCUGUUCUAUAUUUUGUAAUUACAUGAAAAAAAAAAAAUUGACUUAUUAUGUAACUCGUCACUAUAAUUUUUAAUAUGAUUUAUAUUUUACUUAGAUUUUGUUAUUUUAUUUUAUAUAACAUAAAAUAGAAUCUUUUACUACUACGGUAUUAUAAUUUUCAUAUUGUUUUGUAGGAAAUAAAUUAUUACAAUUAUAUUGAUAAAUAUAAUUAAAAAAUUGGGACAUAUAAAAACAUGUGUGUUAUUAGAAUCCUGGUUUGUAUUAUGAAUAUUAGAACGUUAAUUUUUAUUUUUAAGUGCAAUAUUUUAUUUUAAGUUUUAAUGCAUAAUAGUACUAUUGGAAUUUAUUCAUGGGACUAUUUGUGCUAUUUCAGAAACUGAUCGUAUUAAUUAUUAAAUAAUAAUUUAUUGUUAAUUGAGAAACUAAAUACUAAUAUUGUUGAAUAUGUAUGUUAGUUGCUUUUGGAAGUUUUUUUUGUUAUCUGAAAUAUAUAUUAUAAAUAAUUGUCUAUAUGCAAACAGUCAUUGAGAUCAUGUAAAAUAAUUUAAAUAAUAUUGAGAUAUAAUAUGGAUAUGUGGAAAACAUUUAGGAAUUUAAAGAUACUUAAAUGUUUUUGUAUAAGACCACACGGUACAAAACAUAAAGAUAAUAUAAAUGAAGUAUAUUUAAAUUCUUAGGUCUUCUAGUGUUACCUUUUUUUUUUUUUAAUGAUAUUUGUAAAUUUUAAUGUGAACAACAGGCAGCAUAAUAAUGUAUUAAGCAAGUUGAUUAACUAUAAGUAAUAGACUGAUUGUGUAUUUUUAAGAACUAAUUCAGCACGAUGUGUCGAUGACUCUAAAUACUUGCAAAUAAACUAACUUAAUUUUAGAUAUUUCAAGGCGGUAUUCCAGCGAUGCGUGUCUUGUGUUUUGUCAUAUUUUGAUUGGCCAAUGUAAUCUUGGUAAUAUUUAGUAACCAACCAGAAAAUUUGUAGAAUGUCUGAUUUCACCUCUUCUCUUGUUUGGUUUACUAUAGUUGUGUUGGUUUUUUAAGUAUAUUAUCUGUAGACACAACAUCACUGAAAUAUCGCUAAAAGAAAUAAAUUAAGUCAUGUUUCCAGAUGUUUAUUUAAAUUGAAAUAUUCUGUGGUUAUCAUUAAUAAAUAACAUUUACAUUUUACCUAAUCUGAGCAUACAAGUUACAUUAGGUAAUCUGAUACUUUUUUUUUUUUUAGUUUAUACAUAACAAUUAAAUUGUCCACAAUUGUGCACUUUCUUUUGAUUGUAAACAUAAUAUAUUUUAAUAACAUAGAAAGACUCAAAGGUCAGUUUUUUUUUCAAUAAUUCUUAAGGACUUGGUUUGGAAAUGAAGCUUAUAAAAUUUAUAGAAGAAAUAAUUAUUUCGUGUAGUAGAUAUAAUAUAGUAUUAGUCUGUAAUCUAUAGAAUAUUUUGUCGGUAAAAGUGUAUAUAGAAUUUAAAAUACUGGAAGUACCUG
Messenger RNA from Cinara cedri, 21648 nucleotides. NCBI's taxonomy places the organism in Eukaryota, Metazoa, Arthropoda, Insecta, Hemiptera, Aphididae. The record is from the annotation of a GenBank genome assembly.